Messenger RNA from Pocillopora damicornis (cauliflower coral), 1253 nucleotides. Its product is annotated as acid-sensing ion channel 4-A. NCBI's taxonomy places the organism in Eukaryota, Metazoa, Cnidaria, Anthozoa, Scleractinia, Pocilloporidae. Gene Ontology annotation, molecular function: ligand-gated sodium channel activity. Gene Ontology annotation, biological process: sodium ion transmembrane transport. Gene Ontology annotation, cellular component: plasma membrane. The record is from RefSeq and is a predicted model, not a curated record.
AUGCCAGGAACUGCUGGAUUACUACGAAAUGAUUCAAAAAUAGCUUGGAACAAAAUCAACCCCGAGGGUAACGACGUGUCUGGGGAAGACGCGUCCAAGAUGUCUGCAAUCAGGCAACUAUGGAAUGGUUUCGUGGAAAAUGCAACUCUUCAUGGUUUAUCUCAUGUGGUUACCGGUAAAUCGAGGAUUCGUCGCAUUCUCUGGGCUGUGUUUCUUUUGACGGCAAUUGCGUUUUUUUCAUAUCAGUCCAUCAGCAUGUUAAAGAAGUAUUUCAGCUUCCCAAACACCACAAAAGUCAGUUUGAAAUACGAUUCGAUGCCGGAUUUCCCAGCCGUGACUAUUUGCAACUUCAACAAGUACAGAAGUUCUGUUGUUAAAAAUUUGACUUCGUUAGGACUGGGUGGAGCUACAUAUGAAAAUGUAGACUUCAGCACACUAACCAACUUAACACAAUUUUUAUUCGAUGCGGGACAUCAAAUCAAUGAUACUAUGCAUUCUUGUCGGUGGAACGGUAAACAGACCUGCGAUUACAGGAAUUUCACUCCAGUUUUGACCUCUAUGGGGCUUUGCCACACAUUUAAUUCAGGGAAGGAUGGUCAAAGUGUUUUGAAGGUCAAUGAGGCAGGAGCAGACUCUGGACUUUCUUUGAUACUAAACGUACAACAAUAUGAAUAUUUUGGAAUUCAAGCAAUCAGUGCCGGCCUCAAGAUACGUGUUCAUCGUCAGAAUACUCUGCCUAUAGUUGGUCGGCUUGGAUUUUCUGUUGGUCCUGGCACAAGUGUAUUUGCAGGGAUACGAAAAAAGAGGGUUAUAAAUCUCCCAAAACCGUACGAAAGCAACUGCUACGAUGGAAAGAUGGAUGCCAUAACUGAUCACACGACGUACACAAUUUCAUCAUGUUUGUCGCUCUGUGAGAAUCAGCUGGAACUGCGCGUGUAUUUUCAAGAACUUAAUUACCAAGUCAUCGAGGAAAUACCUGCUUAUAAUUAUGAAAGUCUGUUAGGUGAAAUCGGCGGUCAAGUUGGUCUCUGUGUUGGAGCCAGUCUCUUGACCGUACUUGAAUUCUUUGACGUCAUAAUUGCUAUCGUCGGGAUACGGCUGGGAUUUAGAUAAAAUCACACACUGAACGAUAUAAUAGCGUACAGCAGGAGCCCAUUGCUGCUUACAGUGAGGCCUUAAACUAAUGUAAAAAAUUGAAACAAAUCUUCAAGCUUUCACCGAUCCAUGCAUCACCAGAUGAUCAGACCUUUGAA